CUGGGAGCUGUAGUUCCGCGGCCGCACGGGCCCGUUCCCCCGCCGCUUCCCCGAGGGGCGCGGCGGCUCCGUCAGACGCGCUCCGGCCCCGCGGCUUCCCGGCGGGCAGCGCUGUUCCCCCCGGCCGAGCAUGCGGCCGCUGCUGCGGCGGCUUCUCCCCUCGCUGUGCUCGGCGGCGGCCCGAGCCCUGCUCGGCCGGCGGGCCGUGCCCAUGGCGCUGCGGCCGGCGGAGGCAGCCGCGGAGUCGGCAGGGGUCGGAGGCGAUGCCCGGAGCGCGGCCCCGGAGCGCGAUGGGCUGGAAAAUAUACAGCAAAAGAAAAUCUUUAAAGAGAAUAAUGAAAAGACACAACAGAGUGAAGAGCCAUGUGCUGCUGAUUCAAUAGAUUCUCUAAUGGCAGAAAUGCCAUUUGUGGACACAGAUAUUGAAGAUGAAUGUGCUAUGCAUGCAACUUCUGAACUAAGUAUUAAGAAGAAAAGAAAGCGGACUAUUGGAAGGGAAAUUGAAGAAGGCAUUGAGAGAAAAAAGAAAAAGAACAAACAGUAUCAGCCAAAUUAUUUCAUUUCUCUUCCAAUUACUAAUCCAAAGAUUACUGGCAGUAUUCAGGCUGUCCAAGAUGCAAUAAUACAAAAGGAUCAAAGGCUUUCCAAAGCAAUGGUUCGCCCUGGCUCAUUGCAUGUCACCAUGUUAGUGAUGCAUUUAUCCAGUGAAGAAGAAAUUAGUAUAGCAGCUGGUGCUCUUUCUGACAGCAAGGUUUUUGUAAAUGAUCUCCUGAAAGGAAAAAGAGUGGAUUUGUCUUUUCAAGGAAUUGAUCACUUCAGAAAUCAAGUUGGAUUUGUGAAUUUGGCAGAAAAUGAUCAUACAACACUCCUUAAGGAAAUAGCAGAGACUAUGAAAAAGAUAUUUCAAGAAAAGGGUAUCAUGGCAGGAGAAGAAAGAGCUUUUAAACCACAUCUCACCUUCAUGAAGUUGACAAAAUCAACAGAGCUCCGUAAGCAGGUGAAAAAAAUUGACUCUAGUCUGUAUGAUGAUUUCAAAAACCAUUAUUUUGGAGAUGAGAUCUUGCACCGCUUUGAUCUUUGCUCCAUGUUUAAAAAAAAGCAGCCAAAUGGUUACUACUACUGUGAGUCCUCCAUUGUUUUUGGUGAAAAACAAGCAGCAGAGCCAGACGAUGCAGAGCUGGUGAGCCUCAGCAAAAGGCUGGUGGAGAACGCAGUGCUGAAGGCUGUGCAGCAAUAUUUAGAAGAAACACAAAACAAAAGCAGGCAGACUGAUGGGAGCCCUGCAAAAACUGAGGAAGCAGCGAGCAGCAACAAGAAUGAGAGUGACAAUGAUAACAGCAAGUGAGCACUGUGCAAAAAGCCUGGGAGCAAAUAUCCCACCAAGAAUAACUACAAAAACAUGUUCUGCUCCCUGCUGAAAUUUGCAAAGUGGUGCUAGGUGUCAGGCGUUCUGCAUUGUGAGUCUCUUAUCGAAAGUUUGUUCUGAAUCAAAGGACACUGUCUACUGGUUUAAUAAGUGCUUGCACUACUGAAAAUCUGUCCAAUGCUGGGAGGGAUGGACGGUGGAAAAAAGACAAGAAUGGUGAAGCAGGCGGCUCCAGUCUUCACUUGCUCUGGAUACCAAGAGUCCCUUUCUUUCUUUUGAGGAGAAACUGAACAUUUUGCAUUUGUCAUUUGGACUGUCGUGGAUGGUUGUGGAUGAAGCCUUGCCAUAAGUGGAAGCGAUGCCCUGCGCCCGAGGGUUUGGCAGCACUGCAGGGCUGCUUGCUCCGUGUGAGAGCACGUGCUGUUUCCUAGUCAACAGCAGUCAAUACCAAGCUAAAAAUUACCACUGCAGAUACUCAUUGCAGAUACUAUUACACAGUAUGUAAUAAGGCAGGAGUUUCCCUUAAAUGUGAUGCUGUACUGUUCUUUACAUUUUGGUAGCAUUUGUUGAUGUAAAUUAUAUUUUUUGAUGAAAUACCUUUUUAUAAAAAAUCAGUAUGGGUGAAACACUGAGCACUUACUACUGUCCAAACCAGAUAUGAUCUCUUUAUCUCUGUACAUUAAUGAUUCUAAAUCACAUUAGUUGUUAUAAAAUGUAUUAUAUUGUUGUUUUCCUCUAGGAAAGAGCCAUGAAGCAGACUUAGUAAAAGAAGCUUUACGCAGAGAAACGCAGGCCCUGUUACCCAGACUGAAUCAGAUAAAGGAGCUGUUAAUGAGUCCCGAGAUCCGCACAAAAAUUAGCAAAGAACUCUUUGAAGACAGGCACAACCGUAACAGUAAAUGGAAAAGUUGUAUUGACUCUGAGUCUCCAAAUGCAUGACUGUAAAUUGCCAUUGUGGAAAAUCUCAUCAGGUUUUUUAAAGACAAAAUAUUGUGGCAAGAAAUUUUUCAGGUUGGUUUGUUUAGGUUUUUUUAACUGAAAAUGUGAAUGGGUAUAAAAUGGUUCAUGAAGAAGUAUGCUGAAAUACUUGCACAGAAGGAUCAUAUUUCAUAACAACGAAGUAAAGCUGCUUCUCAACACUGUAUUGAAACCUGUUGGAGUGUGCAGGCAUAUGUCAUGACUCCAAAGUAGAACAAUACUGGUUUCAAAUAGAUCUGAGCAAACACUGUGCCCUUCCUUUAUCACUGUAAAUAAUUCAGUUUUUUUCUCAUAUACUCCUUCCCUAACAAUGACGUACAAGUACUAAAAAUUGGUGGUUUUAAAUACUUAAAAAUGUAUAUUUGGGAAAAAAAUUCCUCUUUUAAUUAUCUGCCUUUUGUAUAUGUACUGGCAUUUUGGGUUAGCGUUGUAUGUUUUUUAUUGUUUUUUUAAACAGCACUUGAAUACUUGUAUAGAUGCUGGCAUUUAGUUUCUGCUGAUGUUUACACUAAAGCAAGAAUGUUUUAAAUUUCAGUAUGAAAUUCAGGCUCCACUGAUCUCAAUGGCAUACUCUCAUUGGCUUUAAUGGGGUCAGGAUGCUGCAAUUAAGAUUUCUCGUGCAAAUAAUAUUCCUUGGGAUAAUAUUUACCUUUUUACUUUUGUAGAACAGAGUUUUUAUCUUUUGUUUUUGAUGUUCCUCCAUCUCUACCUUCUGCUGCCUGAGGUGGGGUGUCAGUUUGCUCUCAUUGUUCCCUCCACACACCUGCAAGAUUGACUGAAGAUUUGGAUGAUGGACAACAAUGCAGGAGUAGGUCCAAUAUUUGCAAUUUUUAUAAACAUGGUCAUAAAAGCUAUAUAAUAUGUUGUGAUUGGUAUCAGAGUUGCGCUGUUAGAGCAGCUGUGUGCAUGUUCUUAAUUUGUCUCAAGCACUGUUCAUUUAUCUCACGUCAGAGCUUUUUUUUUCCUCAUUUGAUAUGUAACAGUAUAUUCUGAAAUGCAUCUUUUACAUGUCAUGUUCACAAUAAAAUAUUUUUCAUUUGCA
Taeniopygia guttata (zebra finch) is the source of this 3386-nucleotide messenger RNA. It is a transcript of the gene AKAP7, whose product is annotated as A-kinase anchoring protein 7. Gene Ontology annotation, cellular component: cytosol. Lineage: Eukaryota; Metazoa; Chordata; Aves; Passeriformes; Estrildidae. The record is from RefSeq and is a predicted model, not a curated record. Gene Ontology annotation, molecular function: protein kinase A regulatory subunit binding.